This is a messenger RNA of Melampsora larici-populina 98AG31, 537 nucleotides long. RefSeq lists its product as uncharacterized. NCBI's taxonomy places the organism in Eukaryota, Fungi, Basidiomycota, Pucciniomycetes, Pucciniales, Melampsoraceae. The record is from RefSeq and is a predicted model, not a curated record. Gene Ontology annotation, biological process: UMP biosynthetic process; pyrimidine nucleobase biosynthetic process. The transcript is spliced from 4 exons. Gene Ontology annotation, molecular function: orotidine-5'-phosphate decarboxylase activity; orotate phosphoribosyltransferase activity. The coding region runs from base 1 to 537 and encodes 178 amino acids.
AUGAAACCAUGUUUGAUUAGGGGAUCAAAUCUCUCUAAUACAAUCUCAAAACAACUCUUGAAUUUGAGGUAUGAGAAGCAAAGUAAUCUAUGUCUUAUAAUCAAAAAUUGUAAUAGAAUUCAUCAAUUGUUUAUUGCUUUUUGGGUUCAUAUUGAUAUCAUUAUGGAUUUCAAUCAAGAUUUGAUUGAUCAAUUGAUUGAGUUGAGUAAGAAGCAUAAUUUCUUAAUUUUUGAGUAUCAUACAUUUGCAGAUAUUGGAGAGCCAGUCACCACAACUUUAGUCAAAGUAGGAAUCCCCAAAGGAUCUACUUCUCAGAGAAGAUUUGAAUCCAAUGAAGAAGAAGAUCAGCUGGUUUUGUGUCCUGGUGUUGGACUAAAUGUAAUGGGUGAUACGUUGGGCCAGCAUUAUAAUCCUCAUCAUCAAGUUGUUUUGGAACAUGGUUCAGAUAUGAUUAUUAUGGGUUGUGGGAUGUAUAUAAAUGUUGUUGAAGAUAACAAGGUUCUUAAACAGACAUCAAGGUAUAAAGAUGCAGGGUAG